CCGAUGCAUUCUACGCAUCAAAAGCAAUCGAUUCCAACAAGUCUGUUGUCUGAUAGUUCGUAGAAAGAUAUAAUUUUACGCGUAACAUUCAGUGGUGCCGAAGAAUUAUACUACUCCCACCAUGUUGCAGGACUGCGACUAUGACUACUUCUACGAGGAGGAUAAAAUGUGCGCCCUUUUCGAUUCCUUAAAGUCAAUGAAGCACACUUCUUAAAGCCGUGCCUCCGAAUUAUCGACCAUCGAUAGUGGGGAUUCGUUAGAGAAAGAAGUUUAAACGCAAGGACGAUGGAUACAAGCAAGGAUAGUGAGCUAUGGUGCGAAGAAACCACUUCACUAUUACAGUUUGACCAGGCUGAGGACAAUACCUUCGACAGCAACCCAAUCCGUCCAACGAACGCUGUUGUAGUUGAUGAGGAAAAGGCAAACGGCGAUGACCAAGACACAGCCCUCAUUGUCAUCGGGUCCCCCCGAAAUGGACCCAGAUCAUUUCAAACGGAACGACGCAAGGAGUCAAAGAAACUAGCGAGUGAACAGGAUGACGCCAAGCCUGAGAAGGAAUCAGCCGCCAGCAAACGAAUGGAUGAUAUUGCGUUCGUGUCGAACGAUGAUCUUCCGGAUCCGGUGCUGUACGCGGACGGUUGCGUGGAUGAUAACAAGAUCAUUAUGCUAUGCCAGCGCCAGGAGAUGGAGCGCCUGGGCAUGACCGUCAGCUCUGGUACGGUUGUCAUCAAAAAGGACACCAGCAAUCUCAUCGGCAUCAGCAUCGGGGGUGGUGCACCGCUCUGUCCAUGUCUUUACAUUGUUCAGGUAUUUGAUGGCACCCCGGCAGCCCGCGAAGGAACACUGCAAAGUGGUGAUGAGCUGCUCGGCGUGAAUGGUGUCUCUGUGAAGGGCAAAACGAAGGUUGAGGUUGCCAAAAUGAUACAGUCCGCCACCGAGGAGGUGAUGAUACACUACAACAAGCUACACGCCGACCCAACGCAGGGAGAAACUCUGGACAUUGUACUGAAAAAGAUGAAGCAUCGGCUGGUCGAAAGGAUGUCCAGUAGUACAGCCGACACGCUGGGACUUUCGAGGGCAAUCCUCUGCAAUGACUCACUUGUAAAGCGUUUGCAAGAGCUUGAGCGAACGGAAACCAUGUACAAGGGAUUGGUGGAUCACGCACGAAGGAUGCUCAAGGCUCAUUUCGAUGUCCUUCAGACAUACCAAGCGUUUGGAAACAUAUUCGCUUCCAUAAGUGUGCGGGAGCCGCAACCACGUGCAUCGGAGGCGUUCCGUAUCUUCGGUGAGCUGCACCGCAACAUGGAGAAGGACGGCAUCAAGAUGAUCAAAACGUUGAAGCCAAUCCUUGCCGACAUGGGCACGUAUCUGCACAAGGCCAUCCCGGACACCAAGCUCACCGUGAAGCGGUACGCCGAUGCAAAGUUCAGCUAUCUGUCCUACUGUCUAAAGAUCAAGGAGAUGGACGACGAGGAGCAUGGAUAUGCCGCAAUACAGGAGCCACUGUACCGCGUUGAAACGGGCAAUUACGAGUAUCGGCUGAUACUGCGCUGCCGGCAGGAGGCGCGACUAAAGUUCGCCAAACUGCGCAGUGACGUGCUGGAGAAGAUCGAGCUGCUUGAGUGUAAGCAUGCGAGAGAUCUAGCCAGCCAGCUGCGAAAGUUCAUCGAGGGAUUGGCAACGCUUGCCUCCGAGACGGUGGAGCGAUUGGAAAGCAUUCCGAACCUCUUCCCGAUCGAGGUAGAUCUGAAGGCAAGCGCGUUCCAAUACAAAUCGGCUAUCAAGUUUCAGGCCGAAGAGUACACGGACGAGGAGAUACCGCAGGCGGAGGAAGCUAUCGAACAGGUGGAAACCGCAAAGUCCGCACAGGCGAAGACUACUGGCGAUUUGGAGCAGUCAAACGGAACCGAUGUUAGCGGACAGCUGUUGGGAGGCUUCGAGGAGAUUGAUCUGAACAAAGGAACUUCGGCCGGUCCUUCGGAGCACGAUUUGCUGAACGAGCUAGGACUGGCAGGGAUUGAUCUAUCCGUUGGCAGCAAACCCAUUAGUCAUAAUUUGAUGGAUGAUCUGCUGGUGCCUGAGCUUUUCAAAUAA
Anopheles coluzzii is the source of this 2094-nucleotide messenger RNA. RefSeq names its product PRKCA-binding protein (gene PICK1). Gene Ontology annotation, cellular component: postsynaptic early endosome; postsynaptic density; trans-Golgi network membrane. Lineage: Eukaryota; Metazoa; Arthropoda; Insecta; Diptera; Culicidae. Gene Ontology annotation, biological process: regulation of Arp2/3 complex-mediated actin nucleation; positive regulation of receptor internalization; receptor clustering. The record is from RefSeq and is a predicted model, not a curated record. The transcript has 6 exons. The coding region runs from base 286 to 2094 and encodes 602 amino acids. Gene Ontology annotation, molecular function: phospholipid binding; protein domain specific binding; protein kinase C binding.